This is a messenger RNA of Alosa alosa (allis shad), 808 nucleotides long. It is a transcript of the gene org, whose product is annotated as oogenesis-related gene. NCBI's taxonomy places the organism in Eukaryota, Metazoa, Chordata, Actinopteri, Clupeiformes, Clupeidae. The record is from RefSeq and is a predicted model, not a curated record. The coding region runs from base 59 to 700 and encodes 213 amino acids. The transcript has 7 exons.
GCAUCGGUGGUCACGCAACUGCCGUCAUUGCCCACGCAGUAAUCCGAACAACAGCAUCAUGACAUCGCAGAGCAGCGUUGUGAUCGAGCCAGAGAAGACAACUUCUGAGGAUAAAUCUGAACAGAAGAGAGUUGGUGUCGUUUCUACUGUACUCUGUCGAAUCUCCCAGUUCUGGCCCUUCAGAUUCACGAUGCGAGCUUUCCGUGGUUUCUGGUGGUUUUUCGGUUUCUCCACUCCAGAGAAGCCUAUUGCCCCCGCUGAAGGUGACUCUCCGACCCGUCCUUGCCGCACAGGCCGUAAACGAUUGUGGCGGGCAACUCGCAUCCUGCUUGCUAUUUUGCCAUGUAGGGUUCAGAGUGCUUUGGGCUACCCGGUGUGCACCAGCAUCGGCCGAACGGUUUCCCCAGAGGUGCAGACCUCUCCCACCAAACCAUGUGGAAAGGGCAGCAAGAGGAAGCAGGAUGAUGUGGAUGAUGACGAUGAAGAUUCAGAGCAGCAGUCCUGGGUGGAGGCCCUUAAUCAGGAGCUGGCUGAUGAGGACGAACCUGAUCCAGAGGAUCCUGACUAUGAGCCAAGCAGCAUAGUCACAGACAGUGAUGAGUACCGUUCUCACAACAAUACAGAGAGUGACAUUGAGGUGGACAAAGGUGUUAUAGUUAUCAAUGAUGUCCCAUUGGAUGCGGCUUCCUCUGACUCGUAGUGGAAAGGGAAUGGUGUCUGUUAAGGUCUUGUUCGUCUGGACUGUUCUGUUUUUUUGUAUAUGUGUAUGUAAUAUAUUUUUGAAAAAUAAAGUGGUUCUUUAAAAAUC